Molecule: messenger RNA, 612 nt
Organism: Aspergillus luchuensis
Lineage: Eukaryota; Fungi; Ascomycota; Eurotiomycetes; Eurotiales; Aspergillaceae
Exons: 2
Coding region: 1-612 (203 amino acids)
Source: RefSeq, a predicted model, not a curated record
AUGCCCAAGAGACACUACCGGGCCUGGACUCCCGGCGAGGAACGUGACUACCCAUCAUGGGUAUCUCGUCAUCUCCAUUUAACAUGGCCGGAGAGGGCAAGAUUAUAUUCCAUCGAACGCAAACCCAGAACGAGAGAGUCUUUGCGGACCAAACAUCGACUGCUGGAGAAGGACAUCCGACGGCACCGCCGUCCAAAUAGCAAACCCUCAUCGCGGCUCAGGCGUCGCAUCCCCCAGAGAAAGGAUCAUAGCCAGCGGAAGGCUUGGCCCAGUCCUAUCUCGAUCAGCACCCCCACCCCUUCCGAGCAUCGUUUGGACGACCCGAGCGCGGUAGCGAUGCCGGGGAUAAGGAGACGUACCCCUACACGCGUGAUCUCAGCUAAACGUGGGAGCCACAUGUGUUUGAUGCGUGGGCUUGUUAAAGGUUGGGGUAAUUCUCCCGGUAAGAGCAUGCCCCCGUGCCGUGAUCGAAGCCCUCUGACACUCACAACCUUCUUAGGAGCAGGAAACGGAAGUGAACGGAGAGCAUCCCCUCGGGCAUCAACUACAUCUGACAAGAUCGAUCGGCUGUGGCGGUCGGCAUACCGUGUCUCCGGUCGCACGAGGCAGUAG